AUGAUGCCCACGCCGGAAACCAAAGUACUGAAAGUAGAGUCCAUCUCAAGACUCGCCCAAUGGAGGAUUGACAAUUUCGGACCCUGCAAUUACUUAAAGUCCGAUGCUUUCAAGGUCGGAAUCUGGAACUGGCACUUUUCGAUAGAGAAGAAUCGGUAUCUGUAUAUUCGUUUGUUUCCGGAACAAUCGCGUUUGACUAAAGAACAGCCUCCUUUUGCUCGCUUUGUGCUUCGAAUUACGAGCUCCGCCUUUGGCCGCCAGCCUUGCGUCUCCCCCGUUUAUGAAAGACUGCUUCGCACACCGGAGGACUUUGCCUGGCCUGUUAAUUCCAGUUCCAGUGGUCCCUUCGUCAUUGAAUUAGAGUUUCUCGACCUGAAGAUAUCAACUAUGAAUGGUGGGGAGUCUACUCAUGUAUGGCCUACUGGUGGAUUGAUGCAGUCUUUGUCAACUCAAAGCACUCUGACAUGCCUCUCUCGAAUGUUUCAAGAGGGUAUCCAUGCCGAUGUCACCAUCAACACUGCGGAAGGCUCUUUGAAAGCUCACAAAGCAGUUCUUUCAGCAAAUUCUCCCGUGUUCCGGAGCAUGUUCAGUCACGACCUUAAAGAAACAGUGUCCUCCACAAUUGACAUAGAAGACAUGUCACUGGAAUCUUGUACGGCCCUUGUCAGUUAUUGGUAUGGAACCAUUAAACAAGAGGAUUUCUUGAAGCACCGGUUGGCACUUCUCAGCGCGGCAAACAAAUAUGACAUGUCAGACCUUAAAGAUGCUUGUGAGGAGAGCCUUAUGGAAGAUAUUAACUCUGGGAAUGUCCUGGAGAGGCUGCACGAGGCCGGAUUGUACCAACUGCCGAAGCUGAAGAAAGGGUGUUUGUUGUACUUGUUUCGUUUUGGCAAGAUAUAUGAUGUUAGACAGGAGUUAGAUGGCUUUUUCGAGUAUGCAGACAGAGAGUUGAUGACCGAAAUGUUUCAAGAAGUCCUUACAAGUUGGAAGCCUGCAUAAAUCACAGUGGGAGU
Fragaria vesca subsp. vesca is the source of this 1013-nucleotide messenger RNA. RefSeq names its product BTB/POZ domain-containing protein At1g21780-like. Lineage: Eukaryota; Viridiplantae; Streptophyta; Magnoliopsida; Rosales; Rosaceae. Gene Ontology annotation, molecular function: protein binding. The record is from RefSeq and is a predicted model, not a curated record. The coding region runs from base 1 to 999 and encodes 332 amino acids. The transcript is spliced from 4 exons.